GACAACAAUGCUACGCAAGGGUAUUACAGGGAGCUUUGGAGCUGCUAUCCAUGGCCUCAACACCACCCAGCUGACAGAUGGUGUGAUUAACAGGAGCAAAAGGAUGAUGCUGGACACCCUGGGUGUUGGGUUGUUAGGAACCGGGACAGCUGUCUUCAACAAGGCUCUCACAUAUAGCCAGUUGUUCCGGUCUGAUGAGAGGAGCAGUGUUUGGGGUAAAUCUGAGCUCACCCUUCCUCCUCAUUACGCUGCAUUCGUCAAUGGCAUCGCGGUUCACUCCAUGGACUUUGAUGACACUUGGCACCCUGCGACUCAUCCCUCUGGAGCUGUGCUGCCCGCCCUGCUGGCCCUGGCAGACACUCUGCCCAGCCGGCCCUCUGGUCUGGACCUGCUGCUGGCCUUCAAUGUCGGCAUCGAGGUGCAGGGCAGACUCAUGAGGUUCUCCAGAGAGGCCUACAACAUCCCUGAGAGAUUCCACCCUCCCAGCGUGGUUGGGGUGAUGGGUAGUGCUGCAGCCUCGGCUAAGCUCCUGGGUCUGUCCCCUGCACAGUGCGCUCACGCUCUGGCCAUUGCAGCCUCCUCCGCUGGGGCUCCUCUGGCAAACGCCGCCACGCAAACCAAACCUCUGCACAUAGGAAACGCUGCUCGGAGAGGCCUGGAGGCCGCUCAGCUGGCACAGAUGGGACUGGAGGGGAAUCCUGCCAUCCUGGAUAUGAACUGUGGGUUUGGGGUUUACUACAAGGACUACAGUCCUUCAGCGAUGGCAGUGUCUGCCUCUACUGACUAUAAAUGGAUCCUGGAGGAUCAGGACGUGGCCUUCAAGCGCAUCCCUGCUCACCUGGGGAUGCACUGGGUGGUGGAUGCGGCCCUGGCAGCACGCGCAAAGCUUGAAAACACAGUCGGGCACUUUGACCUCAGUCAGAUCAGGCGCGUCACACUCAGAGUGCCUCCAUCCAAGUACGUGAACUGCCCCUUACCCGCCACGGAGCACCAAGCCAGGCACUCAUUUCAGUUCAACGCCUCCUCCGCCCUGCUAGAUAACAAAGUGACAGUGUCCUCCUUCAGUGGAGCUCAGAUUAACCGGCCUGCUCUGAAGGAGCUCCUCUCCAAAGUCCAAGUGGAGACCCCUAAAGAUAACCCACCCAGCUUCGACAAGAUGUACUGUGAGGUCGAGAUAGAAACGGAGCAGGGGCUGAGUCACGUAGCCAGGUGUGAUACCUUUUAUGGCCACUGGAGGAAGCCACUGAGUCAGGAGGACCUGGUGGAUAAGUUUAGCAGUAAUGCGUCCUCAGUGUUGUGCACUGAAGGGGUGGAGGGCGUGAUUGACCUCAUAGGGAACAUUGAGAGAGUGAGGGAAUGCUCCAUCUUAACUUCAUACCUGAGAAUGACAAGCAGUCAAGAGGGGCAGUGA
Molecule: messenger RNA, 1411 nt
Organism: Anoplopoma fimbria (sablefish)
Lineage: Eukaryota; Metazoa; Chordata; Actinopteri; Perciformes; Anoplopomatidae
Gene: acod1
Product: aconitate decarboxylase 1
Exons: 5
Coding region: 8-1411 (467 amino acids)
Molecular function (GO): lyase activity
Source: RefSeq, a predicted model, not a curated record